Messenger RNA from Branchiostoma belcheri (Belcher's lancelet), 3141 nucleotides. Its product is annotated as integrin alpha-5-like. Lineage: Eukaryota; Metazoa; Chordata; Leptocardii; Amphioxiformes; Branchiostomatidae. Gene Ontology annotation, biological process: cell-matrix adhesion; cell adhesion mediated by integrin; cell-cell adhesion. Bases 427 to 3027 code for a protein of 866 amino acids. The record is from RefSeq and is a predicted model, not a curated record. Gene Ontology annotation, cellular component: external side of plasma membrane; integrin complex. Gene Ontology annotation, molecular function: integrin binding. The transcript has 24 exons.
AAGUUUCUAUAUGUUCCUGUUCUGCUUUCUGUUUGACCCGAAUAUGGGCAAAAUCACUCCCCAAGCCUUCCUAUGUGUCACUGAGAAGUUUGCCAGCAACCCACGCUACCCAGUUUGUUCAUGUUCAGUUUCAAUGCCAAGUGCAGCAGAACUUCACAUUUGUCUUCGUUAGCUAACACUGAACACGGAAAUUUGCACAACUUCAAGUCAGGGUUUAAGUCAAGGGAUGACUCAAGGUCUUCGUUUUCUGCUGAAGUUGCUUCCGUGAUCAGCAUUCGUUCACAGUGAUAUCCUGCCGUGCGUCCCCGGUGACUGGAGCGAAAUUGGCGGGAAGAUCGCGUUUCAGUGAGGUUGACCGACUUAACAGUGUGGCAGGAAGGUUGGGCGAGGGCACUACCGUUUGUAACUGCUGCCUGUAUUCUGGCAAUGUUCUGCGUAACCCGCUUUACAACUAUGACACGGAACAUGAAGACGACAAUGUGGUGGGUAUGGUUGGUUUUUAUGCCAGCGGCGUUAGACGUUGAGGGGUUUAAUUUGGACGUGGAGAGCCGCCUGUUGUACCGGGGACCUACAGGCAGUGGCUUCGGCGCCUCGCUCGACUUCCACCGAGAAACCAGCGGCGGAACGGCCGGAUUAGUGGUUGGGGCACCUUUCGCCCAGGGGGAAGCCGCCGGAAGUGGGUCGACAGGCGCAGUGUUCAGAUGUCCGGCUGAGGACGGACUUGGUGCCAAUUCAACUUGUCACAGACUUCCGCUCCAACUGCCAGACGCCAAGCCUGACCAGAUGAUGGGGGCGACCGUGAUGACGUCACCCAUUGAGGACUUAAUUGUUAGGGGAGACAUGGUGUUUGGAGCCCCUGGCAGCUACCUAUGGGAAGGUAUAUCUGUAGCAGCUGGAGAUUUGUCGGGCACUGGGGAUGAAGAUUACGUCAUCGGGGGGCCGAGGGCGAAAAGAAUCAUGGGAUUGCUGGCGGCUGGUUUUGGGUCGUCCCUCUGUGUGACUGAUGUUAACGGUGACGGUCGCCAGGACUUGCUGAUCGGAGCGCCGUACUUCAGCGUGCUGGGCGGCCCCACCAUGCAGGGGGACGUGGGGCGGGUGUACGUGUACCUCUGCAAGCCUGGGCAACCAUACUGCGGCUUGAUAGCAGCGCGGGGCUCCAUCAGAGACACCACGGCCAUAACAGGCCGAACCGCAGGUGGACGCUUCGGCACGUCCAUGGUUGCCAUGGGCGACAUGGACAGCGAUGGGUUCAACGACGUGGCGAUUGGUGCACCGUAUGCAGGCAAGGCAGGAGAAGGAGCGGUGUACAUCUACAGGGGGUCGCCAGGGGGCCUGACAAAGGAACCGUCACUUGCAAUAGAAGCGAGUUCUGUUGGGACGUGUCUAAAGUCGUUUGGCUACUCAUUAUCAGGAGGAGUGGACAUCGACGGCAAUCUUUACCCAGAUUUGGCAGUUGGUGCGUUUGAAUCUGAUGCCGCAACAGUUUUCAGGUCCGUUCCUGUGAUUGACGUCAUCACGGCUGUCCUGAAUGUCCGUCCGAAGGUGGUGGACCCGGAGACCAGGCGGUGUAACACUGAUGACGGCCGAAGAGCCGCCUGUUUCACCGCGAUGUUGUGUGUGGAGUACGGCGGCCAUGGCGUGCCUGACACGCAGGACUUCCUGGUCAGCGUGGUGUUAGACGGUCCCUUACUGCCCCUGCAGCGGGCUGUGCUGAAACAAGACACGCCACAGCUCGCCAUGAGUCUGCUGAAGAGGCAGACUAGCUGCAUGAUGCUGGAGGUUCAUCUCAAAGAGGAAAUUCGUGACAAGUUGACGCCCAUUUCUGUAGAGGUCACAUUAAGCCUUCCUCAGCAGCUAAUCACCGGGCAGCUCUCUCCCGUCCUGCGUCCUGACGCCGAAACCUACCUCAGCGCCCAGGUGAACAUGUCACGGAACUGCGGAUUGGAUGACAUUUGUGUCCCUGAUCUGGGUGUACAGGCUAGCGGUUCAACAACAACUAUUUACGUUGGAGACACGACGUCUGUGAUCCUUGACGUCACCGUGUCGAACAGAGGUGAGGAGUCGUACGAGUCUCACCUGUACGUGCUGGUCCCGGAGGAGGUGGACUACGUCGGGGCACAACGGAUGGAAACAAACACCCCGGCCAUGUGCAGCUACACUGCAGCAGGAACGGGAGGAACCGUUAACUGUGAGGUGGGGAACCCGCUGAAGGCAGACUCAUCGGUAGUUUUGCAGUUACGUUUCCUGGUCGCGAACCUGAACGGAAGUCGUCCAUUUUUAGAUUUUCCUAUCUUCGCCAACAGCUCAACUCCGGACGACAUCAGCACGACUAGAGACAACCAAGUCGUAUUUUCUGCAAAAGUAGUGGUCGAAGCAGAUGUUACUGUCAAAGGAGUGUCUCUUCCCAGAGACAUUUGGCUCGAUAGCUCCUCUGUACAAGAAGAAGAAGAUAACCAAGACUCUACAAACGACAACUCAGACACCGAUGUAGACGCAGAACCUGGCAUUUCUCAAAUAAAACAUGUUUACGAGGUUAGGAACCAUGGUCCCAGUGAUGUUGGUCAGACCAUCGCUACCAUCAUGUGGCCAGCCACAACCGAGGAAAGAAGUAUAACCGUAACAGUCCCCGACGUUUCUUUGAAAAACCAACAAGGCUACUGUCUUGUUGACAACGCUACAGCUCUGCUGUGUGGAAGUGUUGAGGACUGUUACACCAUCAGUUGUAUAGUCCAUGGGCCUGUAAGUGGGGAUAGCUUUGUCCUGGAGAUCACGUCGGCGGUAGAAGACGUACAGCGUUCGUCUGUUGGCAACAUGACUCAGGAUCGGCUGGUGUCAUCAGCCCGGGUGGUGGUUAUGGACAUGCCUUACAGUAUCAGCCCGGCCGCGCUUCCAACAGCAGAAACUAACCUUGGAUUCUUCGAUCGAAAGAAAGUGUCCAAAGAAGAUGACGCAUUUGACGCCCAUGACAGAGAGCUGGACAGUGGGAUUCAGGAGGACGAAGACGGGGCCGCGGUAAAGGUGCCUUGACGAAGGCAAAGCAGAGUCGAAAGUGUGCACCUUUAAUUAUAAGCCCCUGUUACACAUAGCCGAAUAUAACCUCCAGAACCCUGCCGAACUACCCUUGUUGGGAGUAGGUCGGGA